AUGUCAACAUUCCCUAUUGACACUGUUGACAACAGUGAACAUCCAUUCGUUAACUUAUCACAUGUCUUAUUACAAACAAUAACAAACAAUCUAUAUAAUAUCGAUCGUAUAUGUUUCACAUUCGUUUGUCAACGAUGGUAUCGACAAAAGGAUGACUACCUAUUGUUAGAGACACUUGGCGUACCAGUAUCUGCAGAGAUCAAUGAGUUCAAACAUAAGCGUGUACUAAAGUCCUAUCUCAAGAUCAUUGAGUUCUCCCUGCUCAUCAAACGUGAGACUCAUCUACUGAUCGCAGGCGAACAGAGUGAGAUUGACAUGCUCACAUGGCUAUCAUUAGACUACAUGUUAUUACCUGACAAGCCUAUACCAUCAUCUGUGACUAGACUUGAACUUGGUGAUACAUUCAAUCAACCAUUGUCAGUGUUGGAGACCUUGCCAACCUCAUCAAUCAGGAUUAUGUCCUCCAAGUCAUUCAAUCAACCAUUGGAGGCAAAGAUGUUCCCUCCAACAUUGACAGAGCUGUAUCUUGGAAAGUCGUUCAAUCAAAAGUUGACGCCUGGAUGCCUCCCAAGCACGCUAAAGUCGAUAACCUUUGGUUGGGACUUCUGUCAGGACAUAAACCCGGGUGUAUUACCCGAUGGUUUGCUUAAACUAAGGUACAGCCAUCAUUGGUAUAUCACUGUUGUACCAAACAGCAUACCAAGUAGUGUGGUUGACAUUGAGUACUUCCCUGUUGGAUCGCUGCACCUUCUCCCCACCUCAGUGACCAGGCUUCAUCUAUUCCUGCUCCAUGAUAUGACCAUCCCCGUCGGUGCUAUCAAGUCCCAUGUUGUGGAUCUAGAGGUUGGAAACUUUGCCUUCCAAUUUGCCGAGGGCAUGCUGCCACCAAGUCUCACCAAACUUCACAUGGGCACGGUCUACAAUCAUCCAGUCACCAAGGGUGUCUUUCCUGACACCUUGACAGAGUUGCAGGUCAGCUCUGCCCUCAAGUAUCCAAUGGGCCCUGGCGUCCUCCCCUUAGGACUAAAGAAGAUUCAGUUUGGCUAUUGCUGGAACAUUCCACUGGAGCCAGCAGACAUCCCCGACAGUGUCACAUACCUCAGGUUCGAAGGACAGUUUGACCAGCCCAUCCAUCAUCAUGUGCUACCCAAGAAUUUGGAGACGUUACACUUUGGAGACAGCUACAACCAGAUCUUAAAACCAGGUGUCCUCCCUCAGACCCUAAAGACACUGAUCUUUGGCUCAAGUUACCAAAGGGUGGUACAUCCAGAUACAUACCCUGUAGGUAUGUCUACUCUCACUGUCAGGUCGUUCAAGUUCUUUGAGGUCAACAGGCCAAACGACUUGCCCAAGACCAUCACGUCAAUCGAAGCGUACGGUCUAUACCGAACAGCCCUUCGUCGUCUGAACGAUUCACUAUUCCUUGGUGUUGGAGGCAAGUUCAAGAGUUCCUUCAUCAGGUCCGACCAUCACUUCAUGGAUGAUGUAGAGUCAAUUAUCAAGAUGGAAGGUAUAUCCUUCAGUUUCUAA
Molecule: messenger RNA, 1530 nt
Organism: Acytostelium subglobosum LB1
Lineage: Eukaryota; Evosea; Eumycetozoa; Acytosteliales; Acytosteliaceae
Exons: 2
Coding region: 1-1530 (509 amino acids)
Source: RefSeq, a predicted model, not a curated record